Erigeron canadensis is the source of this 733-nucleotide messenger RNA. RefSeq names its product calcium-binding allergen Ole e 8-like. The transcript has a single exon. Gene Ontology annotation, molecular function: calcium ion binding. NCBI's taxonomy places the organism in Eukaryota, Viridiplantae, Streptophyta, Magnoliopsida, Asterales, Asteraceae. The record is from RefSeq and is a predicted model, not a curated record. The coding region runs from base 73 to 552 and encodes 159 amino acids.
UUGUACCUCACAUAUAUUCUCAUCUAAAACAUCAUCCUAAAAACACAAACCAAAAAAUCAAAUUCUUCAAAAAUGGAUCCAGAAUCUAACAACCAACACGUAUUCCCGACCAACAACGAUGAAGUUAAGAAAAUUUUCAACCGUUUUGACACCAAUGGUGAUGGAAAGAUCUCCGAAGACGAGCUAGCAAACAUCCUAAAAUCCCUCAAUCCCAAUACCUCUCCAGAUGAAGUCAAACGAAUAAUGUCCGAAACAGAUACAAAUUCCGAUGGCUUCAUUACCCUUGACGAGUUUAUCAUAUUAUGCAAAGGAAUAGCCGGAGAAUCUGAAAGUGAAUCGAUCAAUGAUCUCAAGGAGGCAUUUAAGUUAUAUGACUUGGAUAAUAAUGGUGUGAUUUCCGCAAAUGAGUUGCAACAAAUAUUGAGCCAGUUAGGGGAAAAUUACACGCUUGAAAGUUGUGCAAAUAUGAUUAAAUCCGUAGAUUCUGAUGGUGAUGGCUUUGUUGAUUUUGAAGAGUUUAGGAAGAUGAUGUCCAAGAAUUCAGAUGGUUAACAACUUAAACUUGUUAUAAAAUCAUGUCUUUUAUUUAUGACACAUAGGGAUCAUUUCUUUUUGAUUUGAUACAAAUUUAUUUGUUGUAUAUGAAGUUAAUUAUAUUGGGGAUAAUAUAUAAUGUUUAGUACUCGUAUAUAAGUCAAUUUAUAUCUAUUAUCUAACCUACAACUUUUGUAUA